AUGACCACCAGCAAUGGUUUCCUACGCCAUUUUUGCCGGCGGCUUUUGAACCGCCGACAAACUGCCGGUGUUUUUGAAAACCACCAGUUUACCAGUAGCCUGGUUGGUAUUUUUGAAAGGAUAAUGAUGAAUGCUGAUUUAUCAGCUGCCCCUUGGACGAUUGUUAACCUCACCAAAUUCUUUUUUUUUUUGGUCUCAGGUUCAAGUGAGUUAUCCUCUUCCUCGGUGACUCUCAUAAGUGGGUUUCUUGCGGUCAUAUCAGUGAACGUUGUCAUCGUAAUAUACAUAGUCUUGGCCAUGAAAGAGCCUGCAAAUCUCCAGCACCAGCCAGACCCAUCCUUCUUAGCUGCUGCGAAGGCCAGCAUUAACCAACCGAUGUCUUCAGCAAGCAACAGCGAGGAUGCUGUAAUUCGUCAGAAAACAGACUGAUGAGCAUUCUGAUGCUUCUUCUUUUUUUAAUGUAAAAUUGGGAACUUUAAGAUGAAGGGUCUGUUUGAUAUGGCAAUUAAUGCAACAAUAAGGUUGUAUUUGGGGCAGUUUUUUAUUGCUUUCUAAACAAUUUUUUGAACUAAAAAUUUGUAUUAGAAAAAUGCAUUUAAAAGUAGUAAGAAAGUU
Molecule: messenger RNA, 615 nt
Organism: Dendrobium catenatum
Lineage: Eukaryota; Viridiplantae; Streptophyta; Magnoliopsida; Asparagales; Orchidaceae
Exons: 3
Coding region: 1-429 (142 amino acids)
Biological process (GO): vacuolar proton-transporting V-type ATPase complex assembly
Cellular component (GO): endoplasmic reticulum membrane
Source: RefSeq, a predicted model, not a curated record